AUGUCUACCCAAUCUUUUGUCUCCCGUCAAACUUCAAACCGUGUCAAUAAUGCUGCCCGUGAAGCCGCUGUUAUAACAUUAACUUUAUUUACAAGAGAAAAUGAGAAGCCUAUCUACACCAGAAAGUCUUAUGUGAGCAAACAGAAAUUAUUUGAAUGCCAGAAUAACUAUGAGAACGGAUAUCUCGUUAUAGAGGCAAAGUUGCUCAGAUUUCUGGACGAAGUAGUAGUCUCUCGUGGGAAUCUAAAGAAAGGCCCCAAUCCUGAUGGUACAUUUCAAGAACUCAAAAUGGAGCCAAUUUUGCAAUACAUCAAGGCAGUUGUAGAUCUUUACGCAUCUCAAGCUUCGAGAAACCUUUCGAGUGAGCCGAGUGUUCGAGGGAAGGCAUUGCAAGCCUGA
This is a messenger RNA of Phycomyces blakesleeanus NRRL 1555(-), 399 nucleotides long. RefSeq lists its product as hypothetical. Lineage: Eukaryota; Fungi; Mucoromycota; Mucoromycetes; Mucorales; Phycomycetaceae. The transcript is spliced from 3 exons. Bases 1 to 399 code for a protein of 132 amino acids. The record is from RefSeq and is a predicted model, not a curated record.